Peniophora sp. CBMAI 1063 is the source of this 555-nucleotide messenger RNA. The record is from the annotation of a GenBank genome assembly. Lineage: Eukaryota; Fungi; Basidiomycota; Agaricomycetes; Russulales; Peniophoraceae.
AUGUCUGCUCAAACGAGUGCAUUGGACGUUCAAAAGCUCUACUCGACGACUAGGCAGCCCACUGGCGCUAUCCCUUCCGUCCCCCAUUAUCGCAUUCCUGUGAUCACAGCUACAAGUGGACUGAGCUACUCCCCUGGACAACGCUACGCGGCCUCGGAGAUCUACGCACGGACGGCGGCAAGGCGGAUUACUACAGUAGCGCCUGUUAAGGAUGCGGAGCUUAUCAACAUCAACUUGCCAACUGGAAAGUACAAGUGUAUGUUUCAGGACGAGGAUGGGACCGUGUGCAAUAUGGAGGUCGACCACGGGCGACCCCACACAUCCGCGAUCACAAUGCCGACGUUCACGGCCAAAAGUGGGAGGCGCGCGGCGGACCAGAUGGACUUCCCCGAGUAUACACGCUUUCAGUGCUCCACAUGCGGGAAGAAAUUUACGCGAUCGGAUGCUGGGAAGAGGCAUGUCGCAGCGCACAAUAGGUUGGCGGUAGAACGAGCGGGGACCUCGGGCUCUGGCUCUGGCUCUGGCUCUGGCUCGGAACAAACGCCGUCGACUUAA